AUGGCACCCAACCUUAAUCACCGCACUUCUUCCCUCCACACUUUGGACUUGGAUCUUCUUGUCCAACCAAUCAAGGCAACAUUCCCACCACUUACAUUGGAGGUUGCCCAACAAACGCCAAUGACGAUCGAGUCAUCUCAACAAGACAGCAGCAGCUACUGGGAAUGGUCGUCUGAGAACGACGCUGAAAUCAACAAGCUUGUUGACGAAGAGUACCUCUCGGCUGAUCAUAUUGUUUCCAACAUCCUCCUAAGCCAACCAGCUGUCAAAGCGUCGUCCCUUUCGGCUGCUAAUGAUCAAUACUGGGGCUGGUCUCACGCUCGAACAGACAGUGUUGACUACUGGAACUGGAAUUCCACCAGUGACGAACAAAGAAGGAGAAGCAGAGUUGUCCAAGUACGACCAGCUUCGGUUCAAGAGACUGACUCCUACUGGGCCUGGUAA
Messenger RNA from Cylindrotheca closterium, 444 nucleotides. NCBI's taxonomy places the organism in Eukaryota, Bacillariophyta, Bacillariophyceae, Bacillariales, Bacillariaceae. The record is from the annotation of a GenBank genome assembly.